UCUUUCUUAUAUGUAACAAAGCCAUAUUCAUAUGUCUAAUAUGGCUCCAUUGUUUUCUUUAUUUGCAAUUAUUCCCGUAAUAUUAGGCGGGUUUUAUUUUUAUGCACAUCAACGUACUUAUGGUAACUUGGAUAUUACAACAUCCUCAGUUGCUUAUAACCGAACUCAAUAUCAUGACUUGCUUGACUGGGAUAAAUAUGCACUUUCAAUUGAAGGUAUACCAACUUUAAUUCACUCAGGUGAAUUCCAUUAUUGGCGUAUUCCUGACAGAGAACGUUGGUCACCUAUUUUAAAACAAUAUCGAGCAGCUGGUUAUAAUACAAUUCGAAUUUAUUUUCAUUGGGGUUACCAUUCUCCUGAUGAAGGAAUCUAUCAUUUUGAUGGCAAUCGUGACAUUGAAUACCUUUUAAAUCUUUGUGAAGAAUUAAAUUUAUUCGUGUUAGCUGCUCCUGGACCUUAUAUUUGUGCUGAAACUCAGGGUGGUGGUUAUCCUUCUUGGCUUGUCGCUAAGCGUGAGUUGAAUAUACGUCAUAAUUAUAUUAUGCUUUGGCGUAAAUAUGACCCUCUAUUUGCUGACUAUGAAGUACAAUGGCUUAAUCAAAUCCUACCUAUAAUUGCAAGACAUCAAAUUACAGAAAAUAAGAAUGGUAAAAAAGGUUGUGUAUUGGGUCUUCAAAUCGAUAAUGAAUUAUUUGAAACGAUGGCUAAUUUACUACCAAUUGGUUUACAUGAUCAAAUGAGAGUUCUUGCUAAAGCUGCUAGAGACGCCGGUAUUACUGUGCCCCUAUUCACUAAUGAUGGCUUUGAAGAAGGUGGUUGGGUUCCUCGUUCUUCAUUAAUAAAUCAGAAAGAAAAAAAGAAGUUUUGGAGUAAAGAUAAAUUUGGUAUUGAUCUUUAUGGUUUCGAUAAAUAUGUUAUUUUUGCGCCUACAAGUUCUCCAAAAUCUUGGUUAAUUAAUAGUGGCGUCUCAGUAGCUUCUUGGGAUGAAUGGAACCCUAAAAAUUUGGAAAAUUCAAUGGAUAAAUUGGAAAAGAAAGUACGUGGUUUUGGUGGUGGAGCAAAAGAAUCACCUAUGUUUAUUCCAGAACUUCAAGGCGGUUGGUUUAAUCAUUAUCAAUUACAACAUACUUAUGAUCAAAUUUAUGAUUAUUAUGGUGAUGAAUAUACUAAGCUUAUAUUGGAAACAGCUUUCGCUCAAGGUGUUACCAUGUCCAGUAUAUACAUGAUUUAUGGUGGCACUAAUUGGGGAACAAUUGGUGAUCCUGAUGUAUACACUUCAUAUGAUUAUUCAGCAUGUAUUCGUGAAUUUGGUAUGCUUUCUGGAAGAGGAAGAAAUGUACGUAAAUCUCUUCUCCUUACUCGUUCAUUUGAUCCAUAUUUUACAAAGACUGAGCGCGUUUCUCAUCCAAAUGUGAAGUCAUCUAUUCCUCAUACACUUAACCUUCAACGUUAUUCUGUUGGUGGAGAUCAGGAGGUCACAUUUACUUUCUUUAGAAAUUUAGAUCGUAAGAAACGUGAAACCUUUGAUGUCACUAUUGAGGAAAAAGGGGAUACGCUGACGAUGGGAUGCUACUUACCUUACAAAACUUCAUUUAUUGCAGUUGGAAAUUAUACAAGUCAAAAUGAUUUGCAUCUAAUUAUGUCUACUAUUCCUAUUUUGACUCGUAUUGUAAAUAAAGAAAGCAAUGAAGAAGUCUGGAUUGUCGAACCCAAUGUGAUUGGAGCGAUGGCUUUUAGAACUAAAGAAGUUAAAGUUACUGGUAAUAUGCAAGACGAUGCCUUACGUACAGAUGGACCUGCUAUUAUUCUCACCUUUGAAAAAGACCAUGGCUGGACAAAGAUCGAAACUGUUAGUGGCAAUCUUUAUAUUGUAGGUCUUUCAAAAUCAGAUGCCAGUACAUUAUUUGCUGAAUUCGAGGAGCCUUAUUGGAAUAAUGGAAUCAAGAAAUACCCAGCUUUCGUAGCUUGGGGCGCUGACCACUUUUUCUAUAACAAGAAGAAACAAGCACUCGAAAUCAACCAUAAACGCUUUGAAAGAACUAUUCAUAUCUUAUCUUUCGAACCUAUUGUGGAUAAUCGUGCAAUUGUAUCUUCUGAUAGUUUUAAUCUUCCUUUCAUUUAUACAUUGACUUAUCCUAAUGCACCUCAUAUUUCGACAGCGAUCAAACCUACGCAUUGGGAAUACCGUACAGUUGAUUUUAAGAAUUUGCCUUGGAAUGAUGUAAAAAGACUUGAAGGAAAUGCAAGUGUCACAUUUGAUGCACUUGAUUACCAUUACACGAGUGGACAUAUACUCUAUCGAGCCAAAUUUCAAACACCUAAUAAAGAGGAUCCUGAAGUCAUCUUAUCCUUGAACGCACGUAAUAGAGCUACAGUCGUAGUAAAUGGUCAUAUCGUAGGUGGUCAUACAACCUAUUCUCGUCAACUGUUUAUGCCUGGAGCUAAAAUUGGACCUGAUCCCUAUUUCUUGGGCUCUCAUAAAUAUAACCUUUCACCUUUCCUCUCUCAUACUAGUUCGUUAGAAAAUGAGCUUAUUAUCCUAGUUGAAAGCUUUGGCUUAAAUCGUCAAGCAUUUAUUAUGAACGAUAUUCGUAAUCCCAGAGGUAUAAUUAAUGCUAAAUUGAAAGGACUAGAAAACGAUUCCAUAUCCUGGGAAAUAACAGGUGUUGAUGUUCGUACUUUGUCAAUUCCUUAUAGUUCCACUGGAUUCCCUGAUGAGAAUAAAGUUUCAGGAUGGAAAACAUACAAAAACAUUGAAUGUAACGAUGCAAUUGAAUGUACUCUUCCAAUUACAGUUGCAAUGGGUGUACAAUGGUUCCGUUUCCGUUUUGAUAAUGAAUUGAAGAAAUCAGUAUCUUCUUAUCAUGUCCCUCUUCGUCUUCAUUUGGAUGGAGAAUGGACUGCAAUGGUAUUUGUCAAUGACGUCUUUAUUGCGAGAUAUUAUGGAAAUGGUGAUGGUCCUCAACAUGAUUUUUACUUGCCUGAUAAUUUGAUUCGUACCAAAAAUAAUGAAGUUAAGAUUCUUGCUUAUACUUGGAAAGAUACAGAAGGAAAAUUACUUAUUGCGGGAUGGCCAGUGUUGGCUGAUAGUGGAAACUUGAUUACACAUGAAACGAAUGGAAAACCAGCUGAAUAUGUGAUAUAUAAAGAUCAGAUUACAUUAUAAAAAAAAAUUGCUACAAAAUAAAAAAAGCUUGCUUUAUAUGGUCAUAUUCCUUAUGUACAAAUAUAAAGGUAUAACAAAUAAAUUGAAAAAAGACUGUUUUAUAACGCACAAAUA
Molecule: messenger RNA, 3280 nt
Organism: Cokeromyces recurvatus
Lineage: Eukaryota; Fungi; Mucoromycota; Mucoromycetes; Mucorales; Mucoraceae
Product: glycoside hydrolase superfamily
Exons: 4
Coding region: 32-3166 (1044 amino acids)
Biological process (GO): carbohydrate metabolic process
Cellular component (GO): vacuole
Molecular function (GO): beta-galactosidase activity
Source: RefSeq, a predicted model, not a curated record